AUGAAGCUAUGCUUUGUAACUGUGGGGGCCACAGCUUCCUUUCAGAAACUACUUGAACAAAUACUUAGUUCACAAUUUCUCGAGAUUCUAGCCAAACGUGGCUAUACCCAUCUUCUUGUUCAGUAUGGCAAAGAUGGCCAGCAAGUUUUCCAAAACUUCAUCGACAGUGACCAGCCCCACCACGGUCUCACACUUGGGGGGUUCGACUUCCAGCCGAGCAUUGAUGCCCAAAUGAUGAUGACCGUGGAAAGGGAGGCCCUCAAUCAAGAGCGCGGCUUGAUCAUCUGUCACGCUGGAAGUGGGACUGUUCUGGCAGGACUUCGUUUGGGAGUGCCCUUGAUCGUGGUCCCCAAUCCAGAUCUUGCCGAUAAUCACCAGCAGGAAUUGGCUGAUGAGCUAGAGGAAGGGAACUACGUGAUUAGUAGUUCGGUCAAGGAUGUGGGCAGUGCAAUUGGCAGAGCAGAGACUCAGAAGGCUGAGGUAUUGUCUAUGCGAACAGGAAAUACAAGUCUUGCGGAAAAAAUAUUAUAUGCGCCUUCAAUCCAACUUCCGCCCCGUCAAUCCUCCGAGUCGCCCAUUCUAGGCCGAGAGGCCGUCUAUACCCGCGCUUGUCCUUCCCCGACAUCACCUCCCAUCCACACCACACUCCCCGCAAUGGCUGAAGCAACUCUUCACAACGUGCCAAUUGUCAUCGACAAUGGCAGUGGCACAAUCCGAGCAGGUUUUGCCGGAGAGGAGAUUCCAUCAUGUUAUUUCCCGUCGUUUGUCGGUCGUCCCAAGCACCCACGGGUGAUGGCCGGUGGUCUGGAAGGAGACUCGUUCAUCGGGUCCCGUGCGCAAGAACUCCGCGGACUGUUGAAGAUCAGGUAUCCUCUGGAACACGGAAUUGUCACGAAUUGGGAAGAUAUGGAAUCGAUUUGGCACUACGUCUACGAAAACGAGCUCAAGACCCUCCCCGAAGAACACCCCGUUCUGCUCACGGAGCCACCGCUGAACCCGCGCGCCCACCGUGAUAUCGCUGCCCAGCUCAUGUUCGAGGCUUUCAACGUGCCAGCUCUGUACAUGUCGAUUCAGGCUGUGUUGUCGCUUUAUGCGUCUGGUCGGACUACGGGUGUGGUCUUGGAUUCUGGUGACGGUGUCUCCCAUGCGGUGCCUGUCUUCGAGGGCUUCGCUAUUCCGAACAGUAUUCGGAGAAUCGAUGUUGCUGGUCGUGAUGUUACGGAACAGAUGCAGUUGCUGCUGCGGAAGGCUGGACAUGUGCUGCACACCAGCGCUGAGAAGGAGGUGGUGCGGAUGAUCAAGGAGAAGGUCUGCUACGUGUCGCUGGAUCCGAAGCGGGAAGAGAAGGAGUGGAUGAACAGCUACCACAAGUCUGAUGCUAAAGCGAUGGACUACGUUCUUCCGGACGGUCACAAGAUCAAGAUCGGCCAAGAACGUUACCGUGCACCUGAAAUCCUGUUCGAUCCCGAGCUCAUCGGCCUCGAGUAUCCCGGUGUGCACCAGAUCGUGCAGGACGCCAUCACUCGCACAGAUCUCGACCUGCGAAAAUCGCUAUACCUCAAUAUUGUGCUCUCUGGAGGUUCAACACUGUGCAAGAACUUCCCUGAUCGGUUGAUGCGCGAGAUUAAGAAACUAGCAGUCGAGGACAUGAAGAUCCGCAUUUCUGCGCCUGCUGAGCGCAAGUACACCACGUGGAUUGGCGGUAGCAUUCUUGCCGGCCUCAGCACGUUUAGAAAGAUGUGGGUUAGCGCAGACGAAUGGCACGAGGAUCCCGAGGUGAUCCACAAGCGAUUCGCAUAA
Messenger RNA from Penicillium expansum, 1800 nucleotides. Its product is annotated as Glycosyl transferase, family 28, C-terminal. NCBI's taxonomy places the organism in Eukaryota, Fungi, Ascomycota, Eurotiomycetes, Eurotiales, Aspergillaceae. Gene Ontology annotation, molecular function: hexosyltransferase activity. The transcript is spliced from 6 exons. The record is from RefSeq and is a predicted model, not a curated record. Bases 1 to 1800 code for a protein of 599 amino acids.